Hypanus sabinus (Atlantic stingray) is the source of this 4245-nucleotide messenger RNA. RefSeq names its product FERM domain containing kindlin 1 (gene fermt1). NCBI's taxonomy places the organism in Eukaryota, Metazoa, Chordata, Chondrichthyes, Myliobatiformes, Dasyatidae. Gene Ontology annotation, cellular component: focal adhesion. Gene Ontology annotation, molecular function: integrin binding. The record is from RefSeq and is a predicted model, not a curated record. Bases 73 to 2430 code for a protein of 785 amino acids. The transcript is spliced from 16 exons. Gene Ontology annotation, biological process: cell-matrix adhesion; integrin-mediated signaling pathway.
UGAUAGAGGUGUACGAGGUGAUAGAGGAGGCAUGGAUAGAGUGGACAGCCAGAACAUUUUCUCAGGGCAGAGAUGACAAAUACAAGGGAGCAUAAUUUCAAGGCAAUUGGAGGAAAGUACCGAGGAGAUAUCAAAGAACUGCAACAGGGUCCUGGCAAGAUGACAUCAUCUAAUGAUUAUGGAACCACUUCAUGGGAGCUUAAUGUUCAGGUGGAUCAGCCAAGUGAUGAUUUACCAUUGGAGUUUCAGCUGAGAGUAACAGGAGACUUUCAUGUUGGAGGGGUAAUGCUUAAAUUAGUGGAACAAAUCUGGCUUGUUAUUUUUGAUUCAAAUAAUAUUGUUCGAUUGCUUCAGUGUGAUGGUCUCUCCGAUGUGCUGAAGGAGGACAUUCUGCAGCGUUAUAGUGACAUUUUCAGGGAUGAGCUGGGUACACUGAAGGACGUGACCGUGAAACUCUAUGUCGACUCGGAGGCCACACCACAUUUUUUUAAGCCCAGGUCAGUGCCCUUUGCCAUGAUAGGCAAAGUCGAGGUGGAGCUGGUACGUUUACAGGGGCUGGGCAUCAUUGAGCCCAUCCAGUUUUUAAGGUGGGUGGCUCCCAUUGUUCCAGUUUUGAAGGCAGGUAAAACAGUGAGGAUAUGUGGGAACUACAAGUUUACGGUGAAUCGGGUCUCUAGGCUGGAGAAGUACCCAUUGCCACGGGUGGAUGACCUGUUUGCGACCCUGUCAGGGGAAUUGAAUGCACUAGAUUUAAUCAUUUGUAUUUUAUCAAUUUUCUUUUCAGAUAUUCGUAGGCCAGAGGAACUUUCCCUAUUGAGACCGCAAAAUAUCAUCUGUAAAAGGAAGAGUAAAGAAAAAAUUGAUAUACAUCCAAUUAAUGACGAUGUUUUAGAUUUGGAUCAGGUACCAUUAUCCCCAGGAUCAAUAGCAAGUCCUGGACUGUACAGCAAGACGAUGACUCCCAUAUAUGACCCUGUCAAUGGAACGCCUGUUUCUUCUACAAUCACUUGGUUCAGCGAUAGUCCUCUAGCUGAACAAAAAUGCAAUAUUCUAGCUGUUAGUCAGCCAAACAUUACGCCAGAGGUACUGGCCAAAAUGUACCGGCCACAGAAUCAAGUUGAGAAAGCAAAACUAAAUGCUGGAUGGCUAGAUUCGUCAUGUUCACUGAUGGAGCAGGGCAUUCAGAAGGAAGAUAAGCUGCUAUUACGUUACAAGUACUACAACUUUUUUGAUCUGAAUCCAAAAUAUGACGCGGUCCGGAUAAACCAGCUGUACGAGCAAGCACGGUGGGCAAUUCUGUUAGAAGAAAUUGACUGCACUGAAGAAGAAGUGUUGAUGUUUGCAGCGUUACAGUAUCACAUAAGCAAGUUAUCACUACUAUCUGAGCCAGAAGACUACACAAAUGAGCAAGAUGUAGAUGAAGUUGAGGCUGCCCUUACCAAUCUAGAGGUGACACUUGAAGGUGGAAAAAUCGACAAAACUUUGGAGGAUAUCACAGACAUCCCAAAGUUAGCAGAUUAUCUUAAAAUUUACAGGCCCAAAAAACUGUUGCUGAAAGCCUACAAGCAAUACUACUUUAUUUUUAAAGAUACUUGUCUGUCGUAUUAUAAGAACAAGGAAGUUUCUCAAGGAGAACCAAUUGAGCAAUUAAACUUGAGAGGAUGUGAACUUGUUCCAGAUGUGAACAUAGCAGGGCAGAAAUUUGGGAUCAAGCUGCUGAUUCCUGUGUCUGAUGGCAUGAAUGAAGUAUAUAUAAAAUGUCAGCAUGAAGUACAAUAUGCUAAAUGGAUGGCUGCCUUUCGACUGGCUUCAAAGGGCAAGACAAUGGCUGACAGUUCAUACCCAACCGAGAUGUAUAACAUCCAGUCCUUCUUAAGGAUGAAGAAUGUAAAUUCCUCACCUCACAUGAUACACAACCCAAACACCAUGGAGAUGAAUCCAGAAUCACUGGUCUCACCCAGAUAUUUGAAGAGGUUCAAAACCAAACAGUUGACAACACGCAUCCUAGAAGCUCAUCAAAAUGUUGCACAGAUGACUUUGGUGGAAGCCAAGAUGAGGUUCAUCCAGGCAUGGCAGUCGCUACCAGAGUUUGGAGUUUCUUAUUUUGUAGUCAGAUUUAGAGGAACCAAAAAGGAUGAACUGUUAGGGAUUUCCUACAACCGAUUAAUAAGAAUUGAUAUGGCUACAAAAGAUCCUGUCGUAACUUGGAGAUAUAGCAACAUAAAACAGUGGAAUGUCAAUUGGGAGAUCAGACAGGUUGAAAUUGAAUUUGAUCAGAGUAUGGCCAUAGCACUCACAUGCCUCAGUGCAGACUGCAAGAUUGUCCAUGAGUACAUCGGAGGAUAUAUCUUUCUGUCAACACGUUCCAAGGAUCAAAAUGAAACGCUGGAUGAAGAACUGUUUCACAAACUUACUGGUGGUCGGGAUUAAUGUUAAAGACCCCCUGAAGCUGUGUUGUAACCUCCAAAAGAAAAGGCAAAUUUCAAACUUUACAAAGCCAGGUUAUUUGUAACAUACACAGGUAUACUAUACUUUUGAUAGCUACUACCUAUGCUUAUAAGAGCUACCAAGAAUUAUUAAAUUUUAGUUAAGUAUUAUAAACUCUUUGAACUGAUUACAGAGUGUGUGCUGUGCUCAGCUGUUGUCUCGUGAGUGGGGGAGAAAGGGCACGGCUUAAUCCUUGCAUGUUAACCUCGAUGUGCAUACUCACUGAAUGGACAGAUAACGAAAAGGGUAAUAAACAAAAGAGCAUAAGGAAACCAGUGUGCAUUAUCCUUGGGAAUGAUUAUGAGCGUCAAACAAAACAUAAUACUAUUUAAUAAUAGGGCUGACCUUCCUUAAAAGCUGAGCACCCUAUUUUCCACAAAUCAUGUCAGUUCAGCAGCAGAGGCUUCCGACUUGUGUGUCAGCAACAAAGAAUUGCAGAGCUGGCUGUGAGAAAAGCUGCUUAUUUCUGUUGCUGAGUCUUCACUCUGACAAUGGCCCAAUCACACGUGCACAUGCUAUUUUUGCUUCUCUACCAAGUUUUUAAAUGCUACUGUGUAAAAACGGGUCUAAAAAUAUUUUUCCCUAAGUUUCCUUCUCUUAAAAUAUAAAAAAAUAUUGUUGAUAUUCAGAAGACCUGCUGUCUGCCCUCUGCAUGCUCCAGCUCUGCUAUAAAACCUGUGGGGGAACCAUGGAGAGAGCUGCCAUCCUAGGCCAGUGCUAAAGUGACCUACUAGCAAUGCUAGCAGUAGGCCAAACCUUUAACAUUCCUAACCUCAAGUUACUAGGAGUUUGAAGCAAAACCUAUUUGCCAAAAGAGAUAUCUGCUGGUUUUAGAUAGGAUAUAUGCUUAAAUGGAAAGGCAUAAGAUCCGAGUUGUUGGCUAUGUUCUUGGAUCAGAGAACCAAACCGGUUCUCCUAGAAACAAUGAGGUGGUAAUAAAGAAAAAAACAAACCAAGUUUUUAAAAAUCUAAUCAGCAACAGCAAAGACAUUACUGGACCAUAUGGAGCAGAUAAAAGAACAUUCCGCAAAACCCAGAUCAGCAACUUAUAGAUAACUCUCCACCUCAGAUCUCCAGCAAACAUUCUUCAGCAUUACACUUAAAGUUCUCAACUACUUCAAAGGCAAACAUGAAAGGAAAUAUGCCAUGUUAACCAGCAUCAUGUUGAAAGGCUUGAGAAUAGGGCCACUGAGAAACCACUUUGAAAUGGCCAACACAGGUUCCAUGAGUUGAAUGACUUCCUCCUGUUGAUUGCAUGAAGAUGGGUGGGCUGAAGUUAACAAUUUGGAUGAAGGCUUGGUUCGGGAUUCCGCUUAAGGAUUCAUUCAUUUUAAUAAUAGGGAAGAUCAGAGGAAAAUACUGGUGCCACAGUAGUUUGCAGAUAGAGUGCGGAUAGGAUUUUUUCUGUUAAGAUUUUAUUUUCAUAUUUCCAUAAUAGGGCUGAGUUCAAGAUUUAUAUUUUCCUACUAAAGUCCACAACGAAAUUGGUCUCAACAUGUCAUACUCAACUAUAAAAGCUAACAAUCUAACAGAAGCCUGUAGGCACACACUCAGCGAAUCAGAACAGCUUCUUCCAUCUACUGUACGAUUCCUAAAUGGAUAUUGAACACAACCUCACUUUUUUUAUGUAUUAUUUCUGUUUUUGCACUAUUUUUCAUUGAUUUUAUUUUUUUCUAUAUUAUCAUGUAUUGCAUUGUACUGCUGCUGCUGUUAACAAAUUUCACGAUGCAUGCCGGUGAUUAAUAAACCUUAUUCUGA